This is a messenger RNA of Daphnia magna, 1517 nucleotides long. Its product is annotated as nucleosome assembly protein 1-like 1-B. The record is from RefSeq and is a predicted model, not a curated record. Bases 164 to 1372 code for a protein of 402 amino acids. Gene Ontology annotation, cellular component: chromatin; nucleus. The transcript is spliced from 7 exons. Lineage: Eukaryota; Metazoa; Arthropoda; Branchiopoda; Diplostraca; Daphniidae. Gene Ontology annotation, biological process: nucleosome assembly. Gene Ontology annotation, molecular function: chromatin binding; histone binding.
ACAGCUGCCGUUGGCGUUCUCUCCCUCCUCCUGAACCUACGUAUGGCCAAACGUGAGACGUAGAGCCUUACUUGUGAAGUGUACUCCACCGAAAGCCGGCUGUUGGUAUUUUUCAUCGUCAUCUUUCAUUCUUAACUUCAAAUUCUCAAAUAUUCUUUAAAUAAUGGAUUCUGAUAAAGCCGCAAUUGUUGAAAACUCUGAAGAGGAUAUUGAGGAAGUUGAAGAGGAAGAGGAAGGAUGUGAUAAACUGAGCAAAGAGAAGCUGCAAGCAGCUGUUCUGCAGAAUCCUAGGGUGAUGGCUGCUUUGCAAGCUCGUCUUGACAGUAUGGUUGGAGACCCAUCUGGCUAUAUUAAGAGUUUGCCUGCUGCAGUCCAGCGGCGCAUCAAGGCUCUUAAAAAUCUACAACUUGAAACAACCAAAAUAGAGGCAGAGUUUUUCAAGGAGGUGCAUGUCCUUGAAUGCAAAUACCAAGCUAAAUAUCAGCCAUUCUUUGAAAAGCGAGCCAAAAUUACAAGUGGAGAUUAUGAACCUGCUGAUGAGGAAUGUGUCUGGACCUUGGAUGAUGACAAGGAAAGUGAAGAACUUUCUGAAGACAUGAAAAACAAGGUUACUAUUGAAGGUGAAACAAAGGAGGAAGAUCUGAAAGGUGUUCCAGAGUUCUGGCUAACAAUCUUCAAAAAUGUUGAGCUUCUGGCUGACAUGGUUCAGGACCACGAUGAACCUAUCUUGAAGCAUCUGGUUGACAUCAAAGUUCGUUACAAUGAAGACCCUAUGGGCUUUGUGCUUGAUUUCCAUUUUACCCCAAAUGAAUUCUUUGAAAACACUGUGUUGACAAAGACUUAUGACAUGAAGUGUAUUCCAGAUGAAGAGGACCCUUUCAGUUUUGAAGGACCUGAAAUUCAUAAGUGCAAGGGCACUACAAUUGACUGGAAAAAAGGAAAGAAUGUGACUGUUAAGACAAUCAAGAAGAAGCAGAAGCACAAGUCAAAGGGUUCUGUGCGCACCGUUUCCAAGACUGUUCAAAAUGAUUCGUUUUUCAAUUUCUUCAGUCCUCCCGCUGUUUCUGACGACGCUGAUGAAGAAGUUGAUGAAGAUACCCGGGCUUUGUUAACGGCUGACUUCGAAAUUGGUCAUUACAUCAGGGAAAGUAUUGUACCACGUGCAACGCUUUAUUUUACUGGUGACGCGCUGAUGGAAGAUGAUUUUGAUGAAGAAGAAGAGGAGGAAGAGGGAGAUGAAGAGGGUGAGGAAGGCGAAGAAGAGGAAGGCGAAGAAGAGGAAGAAGAUCCUGAUUUUGACCCUCGUAAACAUGCUAAAGCUGUGCGAGGACAAAAAGGACAAGCUAAUCCCGCGGAAUGCAAACAGCAGUGAGGAUGAUGGGCAUUAUGAAGAACUGGUUAUUCAUUCUAAUAUAACUUAUCUUCAAUGUUAACCUAAUGUGUAUUUCCUUCCCCUGAAAUUACAAAGCAGUUCCUCAUUACUGUUCUUUGAUCUAAUAAAAUUUCGUCUAAUCAAA